AUGGCGACGGAUGGUGAGACUUGCUACCCAGUCGCCGUGGGCGAAAAAGAGAACGGAUGGGGAAAGGUCGCCUCCAAUGUUCCAGAUCCGCCAAAGUGCAUCGCGAGUUGCCGUACCCGGUUCCUUAAGAGCGUGCUACAGGAUUUCGAUGAGUCAAGGUUCUCAGAGGUGUGUGGGGUUCUCUCAAAGGAUGAGGGGGCUAAUAAGAGGUUAUGGGAGCUAUAUUGCUGCAACUCGACGGCUUGCGGAGUGACGCUCGCCACGGGGCAGGAUCCCGGGGUGAACCUGAUUAUCGGUACAUGCCAAAACAUCGGCGUCCAGUCAGUUCAAGAUCCAGGGUCGCCUCCUUUUGGAUAUUCUUGUCCGGCCAUCGCCACCCCCGAAAACUGCCAAAAGCCCUUUCUCGUCAGCGAUACAAGGCCUCGGCCAACUCUAUCCACCACCACUACAUCUUUCCCGAUGACAACCACCUCGCUCCUAAUGACUUCAACAACGCCCUUGACAGCGGUCGGAUCCUCUACGUAUUCUACUGACUCCGCUGUCGGAACUUUGGGGGCAUCAAGUCCAACGCAGUCCCAUGAGCAGCCGCGUAGUGGUGGUCUGUCCUUAGGAAUCAGAAUAGCCAUCGGGGUAUCUUGUACACUCGCCCUGGUCGCCAUUUUGGCUGUGGCUACAUGUAUGUAUCGCCGGCGGUCUCGCCGUGGGUAUACGCAGAGCAUCAGGAGUGAGAUAAAGCACCAGCCUCUUCCAAAAGCCAGCUCACCCACGUCUCUAAUUUCGCCAGCAAGCUCAACCUACGAGAGCAAUCGCAGCCCAGUUACGCCACCUCUGCGUCUAAAGGAGCGCAGACUGCUUCCUACACUCUUUGAUUCAACCUUAAGCCCAGCAGUACCAGACAUAAUCAACCCUUUCCCAGGGCCUCUCAGCAUUAGCAGUCCAGGCGGGCUUUCACAGUCUUCCCCCUCCUCGUCAUGGAACAGCAACUCCAAUCCAAGUCACGGGCGGGCACCACGAUCUCACAUAUAUCCUUCGUCUAGCGGCUUCACAGGCAAGACAUUUAAAACGGCAAGCAUGAGAAGCGCAGCUAGUUCCUACACCACGAAAAACACCUCCCAUGUCUCCAGCGCAUUUCCUUAUCCUCCUCCCUCUUCACCGUCAAGACCCCCUCGUCCGCACAACACACCGCUUCGCAUCCCGGAUCUGGUCUGUCCCGGUCCGCCGCCCACUCGCGCACUACCGCCUGCGCCACCAGUCACGCCCAUCAUAUUAAACUCACCGUUGCGGUACCAAUCGACUGAUACCGGCCAUAACAUGGGCCUUGUUAUGGCGGGUUUCGUACCACCGCGCAACCCUGCCCGUGGGGUCGUCCUGGGAAAGGAAUCAUGGGACCUCUGUGAGUUGACGGAGAGCUACGCGAGAGAGGUUAGGGAUAGAGAUAGUUGGGGAAGUUGGAGUAUUGGCGGUGGUGGAACGGGUGUCGGGGCGAAUUCGAUCCAAAGAGGCGGAGAUGGGAGGGUGAAUAGCCCUGUGCUGGAGGAAGCAGAUUUGGAGAGGAUGGGAGGCAGUUAUUGA
Molecule: messenger RNA, 1572 nt
Organism: Colletotrichum truncatum
Lineage: Eukaryota; Fungi; Ascomycota; Sordariomycetes; Glomerellales; Glomerellaceae
Source: RefSeq, a predicted model, not a curated record